Messenger RNA from Tetranychus urticae (two-spotted spider mite), 876 nucleotides. RefSeq lists its product as uncharacterized. The record is from RefSeq and is a predicted model, not a curated record. Lineage: Eukaryota; Metazoa; Arthropoda; Arachnida; Trombidiformes; Tetranychidae.
UCAACCCAGUUUGUUUUGUUUUGAAUUUUGUUCAGACUUUUUUGUUGGUCUGUUUUGUAUUGGAUGUUACAGUUUAAUUUUGAUUUUUUGGUUUGUUUGUCUACUUUUAUUUCACCCUACUAUGGAUAGACAACCAGUUUUAAUCGAUGAUCCUUUUGUUAAACAUCUUUUUGAAAAUUUGCGUGGAGAUGGCCAGACUUUCUUUCAAAGUUUACUAAAUUGCAGUGAAAAUUUAGAAAUCUUAACAAAAUUGGUUUCACUUUUAAUGACCGAUGGUAACCAGUAUCGUAAAGGAUGUUUAAUAACGUUGAUUACCGAGAAAAGUAUUGAGAUUUGUGGAAAAUUUGACAAGAAAAGAUCCCUAGAGCAGUUGAGGCAACGAGCUAAGGAAUUGGCCGAAGCAACAGACCAAGAAAAGGAACAAUAUGAACGGAACAUGGCCUUCAAGAAGAAAGAAGUUGACUUUACCAGGAAAUGUGAAACCAGCCAGUUAUUUUACGACAACAAGAUGAGUGAAUAUUAUAAACAAAUCAAGCAGCUUGAAAAUCUGUUAGUGAAUGUUGGAUUUUACGAUGAACUGGGCGAAGAAUCAAUCAACGAGUUAGCCAAAGAUAACUUGCGACUAAAAGACAAGAUAAAAGAAACGGAUGACAAAUUAGCUUCGUACACUUUCGAUCCAGACGAGGAAUCCCUAAAAAAAGCCAUAGAAGAGUUGAAAAAUGAAAUAGAGAUAAUGCAUGAAGACCUUGAAAAAGUGAUCGAAAGCAUUUGAAUGUAAAGUUCCAAAUCAAAGUCAAGUGUGAAUAUUUCAUGAGACACUGAUAAAUCAAUAAAUUGUCCUCAUUUUCACCAAAAAAUAAAAAGAAUUUGUCAGAA